UUAGGGGCAAAACUGGAAAAGCUGCAAAAAAUUGAGGGGACUAGGUCGAGGUCGAGGGUUUCCUCUCCUGCUCCUAUUUCACCGCCGCCGCAAAUUCGUGGCGCCUCAUCACCGGCGACGGGACACAAACCAGGCCUCCUACCACCGGAGUAUCCGCUCUUCGGGAGGCGCCGCCCUCCUGCUCUCCCCUGCCGUCCGAACUCCCGGUCGAUUUCCCCUUCAGUCGGUGACCAAGCCAAGCUUGCUUGGACGGGGAUUGUUCCAGGCGCUCCUUUUGUUCUAGGGUGUAUUUGCCGUGACGGUUCGUCUUCAGCGGGCAAGGUCAAUCUAGCCAAGGUGCGGGUGCAGUUGUUUUCCAGAAAUUUUGGUGGUUCAACUGAACCCCAUGACCGACGCCGAGGCCCCUCCUGCAAUGGAGGAGGCCGUGCCGACCACCCCGGAUAUCGUGCUACACGGUGAGGGUUACAAGGAUGAUAGACCUCCUGAGGGUGAGAAGGACGGUGGAGCUCCUUAUGGCGAGGGUGGCAAGGUGGAUGAGGGUGCAGAGCUCUGUGGUGAUGAUGUGGUGGCAGCAGAGCUUGCAGAAGAUCCCAAUCUGCCCGAUGUAGCUAAGGCUGACGAGCCCGAGGAGGAUUCAAGUGUGGAGGUGCGAACGGAUGAUGUUACUGCUUCCGUGGAAGAUCCCACAGAGGUGGGUCCUGCCCUGACACCCUCCACAUCAGUCAAUGCUGUCCUGGUUGAUGAUGAUCCCAUCAUGGUUUCCGCCGGAGGUGUGUGUAGGUCAGAUGGCCAGACUGGUCAGGAGGUUGUUUGUGGCUCCCUUGAUGACACCGAUGAGGCUGCUCAUUUGGUAAAUGAUGUACAGGAUGAUGGUCCAAUGAUGGAUAAGAUUGUCACAGUUAACGAUGAUGGUGAGCAUGCUCAGGAUGAGGAGCGACCACAGAUGGAUGUAGCUACAGCUCUGUCAAAUCAGGUGGAAACCGAGCUUGUGAAAACUGGGCAUCAUGCUGCAGGGGAGGGCACAAACAUGGAUACGCUGGUCCAAACUGGAGAUGAUAAUGAGGCGGAAGGUGUUGGCACGAUUGCUACUGCUGCUGCAGAUGAGGAGGGCAAGCACACGGGUGCAGUUGCCAUGACCAGAGAUGACAAGGAGGAAGAUAUUGGGGCAGCGGGUGAUGCUGCCGCAGAUGAGGGGAUACAGACAGAUAGAGUUGUACUAACUGGAGACGAUAGUGAGCGAAAGGAAUUUGCAACAGCUGAUGAUGAUUAUGUGGAAGAGGAUGGCAUGCAGACGGAUGCAGUUACCAUGACACCAGAAAACGUUGCAGAUGAAGCUGUGGAUGUUGCAGUUGGUAUUGAUGUCCCUGAAGAAAAGGCUGUGCAGAUGGAUGAGGCUGCUGCUGAUGUCCCUGAAGAGGCUGCAGUGAUGGAUGGAGUUGGCCUGACUGGCAUUGAUGAGCAAAAUGAGGCCGUGACAGCUGAUGAUGAUGGAGUGGAAGAGGAUACCAUGCAGACGAAUGCAGCUGCCAUGACUAAUGUUGAGGAUGAAGAAGACGGAAUCGGUGGUGAAGAUGUUGCAGACGAAGCUGCCGAAGGCAUGGUUGGUGAUGAUGCCCUUGAAGAAGAGGCUGCGCAUAUGGAUGAGGAUGACGAUGGGCCUCCUCCUUUGACUAGGAAAGGUGGAGGGCGCCGAAAGCGAGGUCGUCCAUCUUCCAAGGCCCAGGCUGCGGUGAAGCCAUCUGCAAAGAGGAAAGAUGAGGAGGAGGUUUGCUUCAUAUGCUUUGAUGGUGGUGAUCUUGUGGUCUGUGAUCGUAGGGGCUGUCCUAAAGCUUAUCAUCCUUCUUGUGUUAAUCGGGAUGACGAUUUCUUCAAGUCGAAGGGUCGGUGGAAUUGUGGGUGGCACAUUUGUAGCAACUGCCAGAAACCUGCUCGCCAUAUGUGUUACACAUGCACAUAUUCAUUAUGUAAGGCAUGUAUAAAAGAGGCGAAGUUCGUCUGUGUCAGAGGAUUUAAGGGCUUUUGUGAGACAUGCAUGAACACUGUGAUGCUCAUAGAGAACAAAGAGGAGGCAACUGACCAAAUGGAUGUGGAUUUUGAUGACAAAAGCAGCUGGUGGUAUUUGUUCAAGGACUAUUGGUUGAAUUUAAAGAUAAACUUGUCAUUGACAGUUGAAGAAAUAUCAGCAGCCAAGUCUCAAAAGAGUGGGUCUUCUUUGGUUAUUCGUGACAAUGAUCAUGGUGAACUGCCUGAUAAUAAUGAUGAAGAGGCCAAUUCUGAGAGUUCAUUGGGGCGGCAUCUAGAAAGCAAUUCAUCGAAAAAGAGGGGAAGAAAGCGAUCAAAGCAAGCUGUCACCGAGGAUGGUUUUGAAGGAAAAGAGAGCACUAGAAAAUCUACCAAACGAGGCCUGUCAGCCGUUCGUGAUGCUCAUGCUUCUUCAGGGAAAAAGACUAGAAAAUUAUCCAGGCGUGCUUUGAGCAGCCAGCAUCAAUCAAAGGAAUCUGAAAGUGUUGGCACAUCUACAUCCUCAGCUGAAGAGGCCAGCUGGGCUUCUAAGGAGCUCUUAAAUUUUUUAGCUCAUAUGAGAAAUGGUGAUAAGUCUGUGUUGACUCAGUUUGAUGUUCAAGCCCUUUUACUUGAGUAUAUCAAAAGCCACAAUUUGCGGGAUCCUCGUCGGAAAAGCCAGAUAGUUUGUGAUACUUUGCUUCAAAGUCUCUUUGCAAAAGAACGUGUGGGGCAUUUUGAGAUGCUUAAGCUUCUUGAAUCUCAUUUUCUCAUGAGUGAGGUUUCACCAAUAGAUGCCGAUGACAACCAUGGUGGUGUUGUAGACCCUGACUCUAGUCAGGACGCUGAUGGUAACAGUGAAGCUUCAGUUGCAAUGAGUUCAGAAAAAAGAAGAAAAUCACGUAACCAGAGAGGUCGUCAACCUAAUCUUGAUGACUACGCGGCAAUAGAUAACCAUAACAUUGGUUUGAUGUACCUGCGUCGCAACCUAAUGGAAGAGUUGAUUGGUGAUGUUGAUACAUUUGAUGACAAAGUUAUUGGAUCAUUUGUGAGAAUAAGAAUACCUGGUACAGGGCAAAGGCAAGACAUCUAUCGACUUGUACAAAUUGUUGGGACAGGAAGAGCUGCAGAAAUAUAUAAAUCUGGGAAAAAGACAACUGAUAUAACGCUAGAGAUACUGAACUUAGACAAGCGAGAGGUAGUAACUAUUGACAUAAUCUCAAACCAGGAGUUCACUGAGGAGGAGUGCAAACGCUUACGUCAAAGCAUAAAGUAUGGAUUCAUUCCAAGGCUGACAGUGGGAGAGGUUCAGGAGAAGGCAAGGGUUCUCCAAGCUCUGAAAGUCAAUGAUUGGAUUGAAAGUGAAAAGAUGAGACUCGGGCAUCUUCGCGACCGUGCAAGUGAUAUGGGCCAUAGGAAAGAGCUUAGGGAAUGUGUAGAGAAGCUGAAGCUACUAAGCACUCCAGAGGAGCGUGCUCGUAGGCUAAAUGAAGAACCUGAAAUACAUGCUGACCCUGCCAUGGAUCCGGAUUAUGAAUCUCCAGAGGAACAGGAGCAGGAAAUUGAAAGAAGUAGCUUCAAUAAAUCAAGAGGUUCUUUCUUAAGGAAAGAUGGUAAUCUUGCGUCUCCAGGUAAAGGCGAUGGUAGAAAUUCUGUACAGCGAGAUCCAAAAAGUAACUGGGAAUCUAACCGAAACACUUGGGCUGAAUCAAGUUCUCAUAUGGAAUCCCCACUUGCACGGAGAUCUACAUUUUCUUCUCAAGGUGAAAGUGCUGGUUAUACAAGUAAAUCAGAGAGUUUAAACAUUGGUGCACAAACAAUUAAAAUGGAAUCUACCACACGCAAUGCUCCACAAGGGCCAUCUAGUGUCUCAUCUGAAACUUUAGCUGCUAACGUAGGUUCUGGGGCAAAACUAGCAUCACAGUCAACUGUUAAUGAGUCUGAGAAAAUCUGGCAGUAUGUGGAUCCUUCUGGUAAAAUUCAAGGCCCUUUCUCAAUUGUACAAUUGCGGAAAUGGAACAGCAGUGGGUACUUCCCUCCUAAUCUGAAAAUAUGGAAAUCUAGUGAGAAGCAAGAUGAUUCAAUUCUAUUGACUGAUGCUUUGAUGGGGAAGUUUGAGAAAGAUCUGCCUCCAUGGGAACCACCACUUGUUAACUCGUCUCAAAUUGACAAAACUUAUCUGAGAAGCAACUCAGAUAUUGGUGCUCAACCCCAUAACGAGUCUAUUCUUGAGGAAAACACAAAAGCUGGCGAACAAACUCCAAAGUCAGCAAUUCCAAAUAGGUCAGAGUCUUUCUUAGGUAGGGAUCAAAGACAUGAUUAUGGUACAACAAACCAUGGAUCAACCAUGAUCCAGUCUGGCACACAAGGUUAUUAUGGAAUGCAAAAUUCUCAAACUGCAUAUGCAGGCCAACAAUCUCUUAUUGGAAGUUGGAAUGCUCCCUCAAGUCAGUUUGGAGUUACAGUAAAUCCUAUGACACCUACGCAGCCUGCCAUGGGAGGAUUUUCUGCUGGACAGAAUAUUGUGGUUGCGGGAAAUAUGGGUAAUCUAACUCCCGUACCAGCUCCUGCAACUGCAGUAAUGUUUAAUUCAGGUUUACCCUCCCAGAACCAAAUAUCAUCUGUUUUGCCACAAAGGGACGGCAUGUUAGCUGACGGAAGUGAAUCCAAGUUAGCAGAAGAUGCUUCACAUGGAAGAUUGAGCUCUUCGGGUGAAGAUCUUGGACCACUUGGUGCACAGCCUGGACCUGCACAACUGAACACUCAGCAACCUCAGCAACUUGAAGACACAAGGAGCCGGUUGUCAUCGACUGAUGCCUCCAACUCAAUGAUGCCAUCUCAGCUGAUGUCAGCACCAUCUGCUGAAUCGGUGCAGCCCUCGGCGACACUCACUGUCGGCGGUGAUAGUCAAAGCAGUGGGUGGGCUAUGCCUGCACAAGUGGCAAAUACAUCUGGCCAAGCUCAGGUAGCUGGAAAUGUGAUCUGGGGAGCUGCACCUCAGGGUGAUGCAAGCAUGGGCUGGGGAAUGAUGGGACAGAGCAAUAUGAACAUGCCAUGGGUAGCAUCAGUUCAAGGUGCGACUGGCUACAACAUGGGUUUAACAAUGCCAACACAGCCAAAUGCAGUCCCAAACAUGGGUUGGCUUACACCAAACACAGGAAACACCAACAUGAACAUGAUCUGGACGGCAACUCAAGGCCAGGGGACUCCAAAUGCAGCUGCUAUGAUGGGAGCUCAGAUGCAAGGAGUUGGAAUGGCCCCUUGGGGUGGCAUUGCACCAGGGAAUGCAAAUCCUUAUCCUGGUUGGGGAACCCAAGUUGGAACCAUGAACCGAAACGUCAGCUGGAGUGGUCCUGCGCAGGGAAAUCCAGGUCAGGGGAACAAUAAUAUGAACUGGAAUUCACCAAAUGGGAAUCCCGAUUGGAAUAAUCAGCAGAGAGACAAUGGGGGCAGGCACUCUGGACAUCGUGGUGCUUUUAAUGCCAGCAACUCAGGUGGAAGGUCAUGGAAGCCACGUUCUGGUGGUGAUGGAGGGUCAAGGGGACAUAGACCUGAGGGAGUCUGCUGGCAUUUUCUUGACUACGGGAACUGCAGUAAAGGAGCUGACUGCAAAUACAGCCAUUCAUCAGCCAAUGAUGGAUAUCCAUCCAGGAAUGAUCGGCACUUUGAUAGGCAACAUUCGGGCAAGGAGAGAAGAUAUGACAAUUACAAUGAGAGAAAUGAUCGACAGUUUGAUAGGCAGCCUUUGGAGAAUGAAAGGCACUAUGAUAGGCAUGAUGACAGGCACAAUGACAGGGAUGACGAUGUGCCUGAUGACAGGCAAGCUGAUAGGUCUCAGUCAAGAGAGCCGCGUUAGAACUAAAUUUCUGUUUCUUCCUUACUUUCCUCCGUUUUGUUGUAUGUGCAGCAGCGUACUAGCGUAUUAGCAUCCAUGUAUGUUUCUGAACUUUAUCCAGCAUCCAUGUAUGCUUCUGAACUUUAUCCCCUGUUGCGAGUUGCAACCCUUCCGGAUUAUCUGUAGGAGUACAACAGUUGUAGUUAAAUGUUAUGUGCAUCCUACUCUUAAGUUUCCUUCCUUCGAGUUUAAUAAUGUAUUCGAAUAAAUCGUGGUGUCUGAAAUCUGAUGUAUAACAGGGACUCCACAUCCCGGUUGA
Messenger RNA from Phragmites australis (common reed), 6155 nucleotides. RefSeq names its product zinc finger CCCH domain-containing protein 19-like. The transcript has 13 exons. The coding region runs from base 386 to 5857 and encodes 1823 amino acids. NCBI's taxonomy places the organism in Eukaryota, Viridiplantae, Streptophyta, Magnoliopsida, Poales, Poaceae. The record is from RefSeq and is a predicted model, not a curated record. Gene Ontology annotation, molecular function: protein binding; DNA binding; metal ion binding.